AUGCCAGAUUUCAAGCUCUCAGGAAGUAAACAUUUUACGAGACCUUUACCAAUUCUCGAGACAGGAUCAAUAUCAACCCCGCAAUCAAAUGAACAGCAACUACCACGACCAAAUAUAGCGCUUUCGAAGGAUAGAAAACGUAGAUUAUUCCCACUUGUGAAAUAUCAUCAUCAAGCCGGUAAUCACGAUAGUAAUGCACCAGUAGAGUUCACCGCACGAGCUCGAGAUGAAAUUAAAAGAACUUUAUUUCUAAAGGAUAAUGAAUCCCAUAAUAAUUCAAGGAAAACCAGUAAUUCACUGGAUAAUAAAUCAUUAUAUUCUUCAGAUUCAAGUUUAUUUUCUUUACCUCAAUCUCAAAUGACCGAUGGUUCGAGUAUAUUAACACAAGUGAAACCUGUUAAUACACCAUAUGUACCUCAAACACCAUUGAUUCCAUUAGUCACUGAGAUUUCUUUAGAACAUGCAUUACCAUCAGAUUUUUCAGAUAUGUAUACGCGAUCAACAUUAUUAACCAAUCGAUUGUUACCAAAUGGAAGACCUGAGUUUACCAUUCGUGAAUUAAUUGAUUGGCCAUUAAAUGAUACAAGGUCGUUAUUGAUAAUCAAUGAAUUGAGGCCUGAAUGGGGUAAUAAGUUACCUAGAAUCAUUGGAAUAAAUCCUAGUGGUCCAAAAUAUAGGUAUCAAUUGUUACCAUUAUAUUGUUCGGAUGAAUUUAUCAUUGAAACCCUUGUUGGAUCGGAUAUUUAUUUAGAGGCGAAUUUAGAUCAUGAAUUUAAAUUAAGGAGUGCUACAUAUAUUGUUAAGACCGCAAGGGAGAGACAUCAAUUGAUGGCAGGUGGUGCAAAGGAAAGAUUUAUGACUUUACAAAGAUUUGAAUGGAGAAAUAUCAUUGAAAAUUACCUUUUGAAUCUUGCUGUUGAGGCUCAGUGUCGUUAUGAUUUUAAGUAUAAUUGUAACGAAUUUAAAAAAUGGAAAAUGCAACAACAAGGUAUAUCUAUUCAAGAUACACAACAUAAAGUAUAUCUUUCUCAUAAGGAAAAGGAUAUGAUAUGGCAACAAUGUCAGUCCUUCGUUUAUAGACGCCUAAACCUUGAUUGGAAGCCGGAUGCACUUAACAAUAUAUAA
Molecule: messenger RNA, 1125 nt
Organism: Maudiozyma saulgeensis
Lineage: Eukaryota; Fungi; Ascomycota; Saccharomycetes; Saccharomycetales; Saccharomycetaceae
Source: the annotation of a GenBank genome assembly